AGCAGCAGCAUCCCGGCCAGCAUCCCGACCAUGGCUCCCGUGCCCUUCCCGGCGGGAUCCAGUUUUCCCGGGAGCGUCCGCAGCUGAGCCGGGAUCCUCGCAGGGAGCCCAGGAAACCCCGGAUCCGGACGAAAACCAGGGGUGCGACACGCUAAUCGGCUGGACAAGAUGCUCCUGCGGAGUUCCGGGAAGUUGAAUCCGGGCAGCAAGAAGGCAGAUGGGGAGAGCACGGCCCCCACCCCUCGCCCGAAAGUCCUGAGGUGUAAGUGCCACCACCACUGCCCCGAAGACUCAGUCAACAAUAUCUGCAGCACGGAUGGAUACUGUUUCACGAUGGUCGAAGAAGAUGAUUCUGGGAUGCCGGUGGUCACGUCAGGGUGCCUGGGACUAGAAGGCUCAGACUUCCAGUGUCGGGACACCCCCAUCCCGCACCAGAGGCGAUCUAUCGAGUGCUGCACGGAACGAAACGAAUGUAACAAAGACCUCCACCCUACGCUGCCUCCGCUGAAAAACCGAGAUUUUGUCGACAACGCCAUCCACCACAAGGCUUUACUGAUCUCGGUGACGGUGUGCAGUCUCUUCUUGGUCGUCCUGAUCCUGUUUUGCUACUUCAGGUACAAAAGGCAGGAGCCCAGAGCCCCCUACAGCAUCGGACUGGAGCAGGACGAGACAUAUAUCCCGCCCGGAGAAUCCCUGAAAGAUCUGAUCCAACAAUCCCAGAGCUCGGGAAGCGGAUCUGGACUCCCUCUGCUGGUCCAAAGGACGAUAGCAAAGCAGAUUCAGAUGGUGAAGCAGAUCGGAAAAGGUCGCUACGGGGAAGUUUGGAUGGGACGGUGGCGUGGCGAAAAAGUAGCCGUCAAGGUGUUUUUCACCACCGAAGAAGCCAGCUGGUUCAGGGAGACGGAAAUAUAUCAGACCGUAUUGAUGCGGCAUGAAAAUAUCUUGGGGUUCAUCGCUGCAGAUAUCAAAGGCACAGGCUCCUGGACUCAGCUGUACCUGAUCACGGACUACCACGAGAAUGGCUCUCUGUACGACUAUCUGAAAUCCACCACCCUGGACAGCAAGGCCAUGCUAAAGCUGGCCUACUCCUCCGUCAGUGGCUUGUGCCACCUGCACACGGAGAUCUUCAGCACCCAAGGCAAGCCGGCGAUCGCCCACCGGGACCUGAAAAGCAAGAACAUCCUGGUGAAGAGAAACGGGACCUGCUGCAUAGCAGACCUGGGUUUGGCAGUGAAGUUCAUUAGUGACACCAACGAGGUGGAUAUCCCCCCCAACACCAGAGUGGGCACGAAACGCUACAUGCCUCCCGAGGUCCUGGAUGAGAGCUUGAACCGCAACCACUUCCAGUCAUACAUCAUGGCCGACAUGUACAGUUUUGGUCUCAUCUUAUGGGAGAUCGCUAGAAGAUGUGUGUCUGGAGGGAUGGUGGAAGAAUACCAGCUCCCCUACCACGAUCUGGUGCCCAGCGACCCCUCCUACGAGGACGUGCGGGAGACGGUUUGCCUCAAGAAACUGCGGCCUUCCUUCCCCAACCGGUGGCGGAGCGAUGAGUGUCUGAGACAGAUGGGGAAGCUCAUGGCCGAAUGCUGGGCCCAUAAUCCCGCCUCUCGACUCACAGCCCUGAGAGUGAAGAAGACGCUGGCCAAAAUGUCAGAAUCCCAGGACAUCAAGCUCUGACUGGUGAAGCCCAGGCCGGCGGGUGUUUCCCUCACGCGGGGCGAAGGAAGAGAGACCCUAAAGACUUUGGACGUGACGGCCGCAGACUCAGACCUCCGGAGACCCCCCAGGGCAAAGUCGGGGGAGUUUCUGGGCCCACAGGCCGAGCCGAGGCCUGAGGGAGACGGCUAUGCUGACACGUCCCUAUCGUUGCAUGUUGCUUUCUGUGAAAGCCCUGUAUUUUGGGAUUGGGUGGGUUUUUUUUUUUUAUAGGAGUCUUGAAUUUCACGAAAAUGCGGCAUCCAGGGAAGAAGCUAAGAAACCUAGAUCACUACAGGAGACUUCCCCGGGGAUCGUGCCUGAAGCGAAAAGCAGAAUUACAUCUUUCUUUUUCUUUCCCGUUUGUUGAAGACUGUCGUACUUUAGGAAGUGAAAGAGGCUGAAGCUCAAGGGAGUCAUCGUGGGAGGUGACUUCCCUCUCCCUUGAGCUGCCGUGAUGGGACCCUCUCCCCCAGCCGUCGGGAGGGAUGGCUGGCACUUGUCCCAGGAAGACCACAUCCCUGGAUUUCCGUGGAGGGUUCGUUCAGAUUCCUCCGAUUUCUGGUACUGCCCGGCCCUGGCUUUGAGGACCAGCCAAAGUCAACCCCAGAGAUGAGUUCGUCCGGAGGAAGGAUGGAGGUGGGAUGGAGCAGAACUGGGCCUAAGUUUCUGCCAACGGGAGCCUCCCGAAGGCGGCCUGGGGGGAGAUGUGACCUUCGUUUUUUCCCCAGCAUGGUCUCUGCCUCUGGAGAGGGGGCGGCCCCUUCCCCCCAGCUUCGUGGGGUAGUUCACAACUUCCUUUCUUAUCAAGGGGAAAGAGA
Tachyglossus aculeatus (Australian echidna) is the source of this 2516-nucleotide messenger RNA. It is a transcript of the gene BMPR1B, whose product is annotated as bone morphogenetic protein receptor type 1B. The record is from RefSeq and is a predicted model, not a curated record. Gene Ontology annotation, biological process: BMP signaling pathway; dorsal/ventral pattern formation; cellular response to growth factor stimulus. The transcript has 11 exons. NCBI's taxonomy places the organism in Eukaryota, Metazoa, Chordata, Mammalia, Monotremata, Tachyglossidae. Gene Ontology annotation, molecular function: ATP binding; transforming growth factor beta receptor activity, type I; SMAD binding. Gene Ontology annotation, cellular component: plasma membrane; signaling receptor complex. The coding region runs from base 169 to 1677 and encodes 502 amino acids.